Messenger RNA from Megalobrama amblycephala (Wuchang bream), 3884 nucleotides. It is a transcript of the gene smad3a, whose product is annotated as SMAD family member 3a. Gene Ontology annotation, cellular component: heteromeric SMAD protein complex. The record is from RefSeq and is a predicted model, not a curated record. Bases 248 to 1525 code for a protein of 425 amino acids. Gene Ontology annotation, molecular function: RNA polymerase II cis-regulatory region sequence-specific DNA binding; I-SMAD binding; DNA-binding transcription factor activity, RNA polymerase II-specific. Lineage: Eukaryota; Metazoa; Chordata; Actinopteri; Cypriniformes; Xenocyprididae. Gene Ontology annotation, biological process: cell differentiation; anatomical structure morphogenesis; BMP signaling pathway. The transcript has 9 exons.
UGUGGCGCGCGCGCUAUGCCUGAUGAUCUCGGGAGACAGACGGAGCUGAGCUGAGCGCUGAACUUGAGACUGUGUCUCAGUCACGCCUCAAGUCCCUCUCACUUUCCUCCAUAUUAUUAUCGAGCUCUAAGCAGUUUAUUUUGAUUUUACGCCUUCGGUUUAUACUGAAAAUUACAAAAGUAUCCCGAAUCUCUCUCCGAGUUGCGUGAGAGACUGCGCAAUAGAGGAACGUUGAACUGAAUUCAACAUGUCAAUUUUACCCUUUACUCCGCCGAUCGUGAAGAGGUUGCUGGGCUGGAAGAAGGGAGAGCAGAACGGACAGGAGGAGAAAUGGUGCGAAAAAGCCGUCAAGAGUCUGGUGAAGAAGCUGAAGAAAACGGGACAGCUGGACGAGCUGGAGAAAGCCAUCACAACUCAGAAUGUCAACACCAAGUGUAUCACCAUACCACGAUCACUAGAUGGUCGGUUGCAAGUAUCUCAUAGGAAAGGACUCCCUCAUGUGAUCUACUGUCGUCUGUGGCGCUGGCCCGACCUGCAGUCUCAUCAUGAGCUCAGAGCCAUUGAACUCUGUGAGUUUGCCUUUCACAUGAAGAAGGACGAGGUCUGCGUCAAUCCCUACCAUUACCAGCGCGUUGAGACACCAGUUCUUCCUCCAGUGCUGGUGCCUCGUCACACUGAAAUCCCCAGUGAGUUUCCUCCUCUAGAUGACUACAGUCACUCCAUCCCAGAAAACACAAUUUUUCCUGCCGGCAUCGAACCCCAGAGCAACUACAUACCAGAGACGCCCCCUCCAGGCUACAUCAGUGAGGAUGGAGAGACCAGUGAUCAUCAGAUGAACCGCAGUAUGGACACAGGGUCUCCAAACCUAUCACCGAACCCUGUGUCUCCUGCCCACAACAACUUAGAUCUACAGCCAGUGACAUACUGUGAACCAGCGUUCUGGUGCUCUAUCUCCUACUAUGAGCUGAACCAGAGAGUUGGUGAAACUUUCCAUGCCUCCCAGCCCUCUUUAACAGUAGACGGCUUCACAGACCCAUCUAACUCUGAGCGUUUCUGCCUGGGCCUGCUGUCCAAUGUGAACCGCAAUGCUGCUGUGGAGCUCACGCGCAGGCACAUUGGUCGGGGUGUGCGUUUGUACUACAUUGGUGGUGAGGUGUUUGCAGAGUGUCUAAGUGACAGCGCCAUCUUUGUUCAGAGUCCCAACUGUAACCAACGUUACGGCUGGCACCCCGCCACUGUUUGCAAGAUCCCACCCGGCUGUAAUCUGAAGAUCUUUAAUAACCAGGAGUUUGCAGCUCUGUUGGCCCAGUCUGUCAAUCAGGGCUUUGAGGCUGUGUACCAGCUCACCCGCAUGUGCACCAUUCGCAUGAGCUUCGUGAAGGGCUGGGGAGCCGAGUACAGGCGGCAGACAGUGACUAGCACCCCCUGCUGGAUAGAACUGCACCUGAACGGUCCUCUGCAGUGGCUGGACAAAGUGCUCACUCAGAUGGGCUCCCCCUCCAUCCGCUGCUCGAGUGUAUCAUAGGAAAAACGCUCCCUGCAAAAAAACAAAACAAAAAACAACAUGUACAAACCACGAGAUCUGGAAAAAAGUUCCUUCAGGAGUCGAAGGCUGAAGACCUUCAUGGCCAACUUAUUGGGUUCCACAGACUUGGUAGCACUUUCACACGUGUUUCUCUCAUGUUGGAGGAGUGUAUUACAGUAUGUGUAUAUACUCGUUUUUAUGUUAUUGUUAGCCAUUUUUAUUGCCAUCAUUAAUAUAAAAUAUUGCCAUUUAUGAUACAUUUUGUUAUAUACUGUAGCAUGUUUAUGUAAGAUGUCUCCUCUGUUGUGUCUGUUAUGAUGCUGUUAUAUUACCAUAACAGGCUUGAAUUUGAAAGUGCUUUUUUUGUAAAGUGAAGAUAUUAAGUUUUUCAAAUAUCAGUUAAACUGUAUUUUUGAUCUUUUUUUGGUUUGAUCAAAAAAUGGAAACUUGGCCAAUCUCAUAAUGUUAUGUAGUACAUAUCAAGAGGUAUUGACCUUCCUCAUGAGAAAGAAACAGGAUAUCUUCGACUUUCCAUGUCUAACACUUUUUAAAAGUGUGUUCAGAUAUUGAAAACUCAAAUUAAUAUUGUUAAAACAUUAAUUUUUCCAUAUCCUGUUUUGUCCUAGCCAGUGAAAUGAGCUGUACAGCACUUUAUAGAAACAUACAAUAGCUAUUCAUCUUUUUAAAAUUCACUAAACAGAAUGCUAUAUAACAAACUUUAUGUGCGCACAUAACAGUUUAUGUAACACUUGUGAAAGUGUUAUCUAUGCUUCACAAUAUCUCUGUUAUGUUUGUUGAAGUGUUACAAGCUUUGUCAUUGUACAGGUACUGAGAGUUUUUCAUCUCUACUCACCACGGACCCAUGCUAAGCAUGUAUGUUUGUGUGUGAAUGGUUUGUAGUAUCUGGUCUGGUGUUGAGUUCAACUCUGCAGUGAACCGGCCGUCUGUUCUGUGUGUGAUGGGAGUGAAUGAAUGAAUGUGAAUUAUUAUAUUGAGUUUUAUAGGAUUCGUCACUUAUAACUCCAUGUGUUGUGCCGCAUUUCAUUUGUUAUUCUUCAGUGAGUGGGUGAGGAGCUGUUCAAGGUCUGGUGAGGACUCUCAGUUGUCUGCUUCGGAAAAUACAUUUCCUCUUCUUGUUGUUUUUGAAAACUGGGCAUUACAUCAUUUUGCACACUAAGUAGUUCAUGCUUCAUAUCUCACAGUGUUGGUUGUGUCUGUAUACAUCUGUGGAUAUGAACACUUGUUCACCUGUGAGUCCUUGUGUCCUCACAUCUUCUAGAAAUGAAACUGAGUGCGUGUGCCUUCGCAUCAACUUUCACAACAGAGUUUGUAAAUAGUAUAUUGGAGACUUCUUCACACAGGUGUUCAUCCAUAUUGAGUAAGUGGGUUGUCCAGUGUUGGACCACUCAGGGUUGUGAUCUUUUCACAGCUGAACUUGUAAAUAUGUCUGAUAAAUUGAUUAUGCAUGCCUAUUUUCUGAAAUUCAUGCCAUUUGUACUGUAGACUCUAUUUUGCUACCAAAUAUUUUUUCAGAAGUGGGACGGGAAUGUAUAUGCUCUUAUCUCUGUGUUUGUAACCGUCGAAGAAGGGGGGUGGGGGGCUGUACUGCUGGCAGGUUUUUGUAAGGUUAACCCUGUAUUUUUAUAUACGUCAGAUACUCAUAGGAUAUGGAGAGGGGCUUGAGGAAGGGAAAUGUCACAGUGGGCUUUGUGAAAGCCAGAUCAUGUUCAGUACUUUCAGUUAGCAGCAGGUCAGUGUGAUGCGCUUGCAAUGAGGAGCUCUUUGCAUGCCUUUUGCAUGCCUCUGGUGUCUCAAAGUGUUAUAAAGGAAUCAUGGAGGAUGGUUGCGUUUAGGGGCAUCAGGUACUUCACGGAUAGGCGAAAAGAUGUGUAACAUCUGUGUGCUUAAAUGUUCAUUAGGACUGUUGUGUGAUUUAGACACUCUAAGACUUUACUUUGAUGAAGUCAGCGUGUUAUUCUAUGACUAGGGUUCCUUGAAAACCUCUUGAUGACAUCCGGCAAAGACAAAAUAGAAGGUACUGAUAUUAUUCAGGAAAUGAUUUAUUGUCCAUCUAAGCAAACAUUAACUGUUUUCUUUGAGAGGAAGAAAAUCAAAUCUCAUUUUCUCAACAAAUUGUUGAAUAUAUUUUAAGUAAUGUGCAUUUAUUGUGCUUGUGUUAAACUUUCACAUUCAGUGACGUUGUGGCUUAGUGGUGAUUGUUGUGCUUGACAUGUUAGAUUUUUUCUCUGUAUAAGUAUAUAAUCUUUAUUAUUUCUCUCCAUCUUUAAAGAUUGUCAAGAGAAAAAAAAAUGUUUGUUAUUGUUGUACUUUUAAUAAAUAUGUAAAUGGGGGAAAAAAA